GCGAAAGUUUUUUCUCGAGUCGUCACGCACGCAGCCGCUGUGUGUCGGGGAAGACAGGAGGUGACCGGUCAGCAGCGAGUUUGAGACAGCCGUGCUCAGUGUCAAGGAGAGGCGACUGGGAGGUGGAUGUAUGUGACUGAGACACAGGACAGUGCACUGUCGGUUAGCUUGUACAUUACAAGGCGUCCUCUGUCAGGAAGCCCGACGACAGCAGCCCAAAAUGUGGGAACAGGCGGAAUUCGCUAAACACUGGAGGAAUGAAUUUCCCGACGGAGAGGUCCCAUACAUGGAUUUAAACUCGGUGGAAGACAUCGAGUCCGAGCUGGCGAAAUGUAAAGCCAACCUAAAGAAGCUGCAGAAGGCGCUGGCCGAGGAGAAAUUCAAGGUGAUCUACCUGCAGACCACCAUGGCCCGCCAGAGGAGGGGAGAGCCUGGGACUUGUGUCGACAAAGAUGUCAACUUCAACGCCAAGAAACCACAGCGAGGGGACGACGAGAGGGGCGGCAGGAGCACCAGGCUGACCGAGUCUGGAGGAAUGCACACCGGCGAGUACAGCGCUUCUUUUAACCGGGAGCGGGGCAGGAUCAGCGGGAAGACAGUAAUGCCUGUCCCCGUCCCGCCACGGAUGUCCAGCUUUCAGAGGAGGGACCUGACGCAGAGCGCCGUCUCCCCCAGCAACGACAAUGAAGAAAGUAGCGACAGGGAAUAUGAGGAUGUGGAGCUCAAUGAGAAUUUUGUGAAGAAUAACUUGUUGGCUCCGACCACCGGCAGAGAUAGUCAAAGACCUCACAGCAUCAACCAGAACAUCCGGCGGCCUUUUCGCCACAGCAGGGAGUUGGACUCCGGUGACGACGGACGGUUGUCUCCGUCACUCCCGCUGAUUCACCGCAGAGCGUCCCGAAGCUCCGGGUGCAGCACCCCGGACCGCAGAAGUGAUGGCUACCUCAGCUCCGACCAUGACGACUCCUCUUCAGCAGAUUUCAAUUACAACACUGAUGGCUACGAGGGAGACGGAGCAGAGGAAGGCAAGUCUCAGGACGGCUCUGAGACACUGCCCUACAUAGAUGAAUCCCCCACGAUGUCACCCCAGCUGUGUGUGCCUCAAGGGCCUGAGGGGGAUAUGGUGUCCCCUACUCCACCAGAGGGCCUGCUGCCUGGGGGAGAUAUUGAGAAAGGUCUGGAGAUGAAAAAACUGGUCCUCUCAGGAUUCCUGGCCAGUGAGGAGGUCUACAUAAACCAGCUUGAGGCUCUGUUACUGCCCAUGCGCCCUCUGAAGGCCACGGCCACAACCUCCCAACCCGUCCUUAGCAUCAAGCAGAUAGAAACUAUAUUUUACAAGAUCCAGGACAUUUUUGAGAUCCACAAGGAGUUCUACGAUGCACUUUUACCCAACAUCCAACACUGGGAUGAGAAGGUCACAGUUGGUCAUCUUUUCCAGAAACUGGCGAGUCAGUUGGGCGUUUACAAGGCAUUUGUGGACAACUACAAAGUAGCGCUGGAGACUGCAGAGAAAUGCAGCCAGGCCAACAUCCAGUUCCAGAAGAUAUCAGAGAACCUCAAAGUAAAAGGCCCCAAAGACUCCAAAGAUUGUACAUCAACAAUCUCAAUGGAAGCUCUCCUUUAUAAGCCCAUCGACAGAGUUACCAGAAGCACUCUUGUCUUGCACGACUUGCUGAAGCACACCCCUAAAGACCACCCAGACUUUCCUCUACUGCAGGAUGCUCUAAGGAUAUCUCAGAACUUCCUGUCCUCCAUUAAUGAGGAAAUCGACCCUCGGAGGACUGCUGUCACAACACCCAAGGGAGAGGCUCGUCAGCUGGUAAAAGACGGCUUCUUGGUGGAAGUGUCAGAAAGCUCCAGAAAGCUGCGGCAUGUCUUCCUCUUCACUGACCUGCUGCUCUGUGCCAAAAUGAAGAAGACAGCUGUGGGCCGUCACCAGCAGUACGAGUGCAAGUGGUACAUUCCUCUGGCAGACUUGACCUUUCAGACUCUCGAUGAGUCUGACACCAGUCCCAGCAUCCAAGUCCUUCCAGAGCAUGAGAUUGAGGAGAUGAAGAUGAAGAUAUCAGUCUUGAAGAGUGAGAUUCAAAAAGAAAAGAAAGCGCCAAAGGGUCAGAGUCGUGCGGAGCGUUUAAGGAAAAAGAUGAAUGAACAGGAGUCCUGGCUGCUCCUACACUCUCCCACCAUUCCCUUCCGAAUUCACAACAAGCAUGGCAAGAGCUGCCUGUUCCUACUCUCCUCUGACUAUGAGCGGUCGGAGUGGAGAGAAAGCAUUCAGAAACUCCAAAAGAAAGAUCCUCACACCUGUUUAUUAAGCUCUGUAGAGCUUCAAGUCUUAACCAGUUCCUGUUUCAAACUGCGAACUGUCCACAGUAUUCCAGUCACCAGUAAUAAGGAUGAUGAGGAGACUCCCGGCCUGUAUGGCUUCCUGCAUGUAAUCGUCCACUCUGCCCAAGGAUUUAAGGAGUCAGCCAAUCUCUACUGCACCCUGGAAGUGGACUCUUUUGGAUACUUUGUGAGUAAGGCAAAGACCAGAGUAUUCAGAGACACUGCAGAACCACAGUGGAAUGAGGAGUUUGAGAUUGAGCUGGAGGGCUCUCAGUACCUGAGAAUCUUGUGUUAUGAGAAAUGUUAUGACAAAAGUAUGCUCAACAAGGACGACAAUGAGAUUGUGGACAAGAUCAUGGGCAAAGGACAGGUCCAGUUGGAUCCUCAGACGGUUCAGUCCAAGAACUGGCACAUGGAUGUCAUAGAGAUGAACGGGAUCAAAGUGGAAUUCUCCAUGAAGUUUACCAGUAGGGACCUGAGCUUGAAGAGGACGCCCUCCAAAAAGCAGACAGGCGUGUUCGGAGUCAAAAUCAAUGUAGUGACAAAACGGGAGCGUUCCAAAGUGCCUUACAUAGUCCGCCAGUGCAUUGAGGAGGUGGAGAAGAGGGGCAUCGACGAGGUGGGAAUCUACAGGAUCUCAGGGGUCGCCACUGACAUUCAAGCCCUCAAAUUAGCUUUCGACACCAAUACCAAAGACAUCCUGGUGAUGUUGAGUGACAUGGACAUCAACGCUAUCGCUGGAACACUCAAGCUCUACUUCAGGGAGCUGCCGGAGCCGCUGCUGACCGACCGCCUCUACCCUGCCUUCAUGGAGGGAAUAGCUCUGUCAGACCCAGCAGCUAAGGAGAACUGCAUGAUGCACCUGCUCCGCUCUCUGCCGGACCCUAACCUUAUGACUUUUCUCACUCUGUUGGAGCACUUAAAACGGGUUGCGGAGAAGGAGCCCAUCAACAAGAUGUCCCUUCACAAUCUGGCCACUGUCUUCGGCCCCACCUUACUCAGGCCGUCUGAGUCUGAAGCCACUAAGGGCCAGCACAUCACCUCAGCGUCCGACAUCUGGUCACAUGACGUCAUGGCACAGGUUCAGGUGUUGCUUUACUACCUGCAGCAUCCUCCCAUCUCCUUUGCUGAACUCAAACGCAACACUCUCUACAUCUCCUCUGAUGUCUAAGACCUGACCCAAGCUUUCAGGGCAAAGGGAGGGACUCCAUUCAUCUUCACCCCGCCGCUCUGUUCCAACAUGUACAGCCCCCCCCCACCACUGCCUUCCCCACUGACCCGGGGGAAGAGUGUAUGAGGGGAUGCGUGGGUGUGCUCCCAGUAAAAGGUUUUCAUGUUGUAUUUUUGUUACAUGAGGGGAGCGCGGCUGCCACACGCACCCACCGAUGGGGCGACAUUGUGGCAACAGAGAUCAGCUCAGGGUACGUGAAGAGUUGAGGUCAUCAGGUUCUCCAAGAAUCUCCAUCUUUGUUUUUAUCUCGAUCUGAGGCAUUCCAGAAAAAUGACAUUGACCCUAGAAAUCUUGUGCUCCAUAAUUUUGACGGCAGAGGAGGAGGGUAUGUGGUUCGCCGGUUGGUUGCUGCGAACGUGUCUCCUCAUCUGAGGGAAGCUGGUGACGUUGGUCGUCUUGAUACAGAUCAGAUGAUCUCUCUUUUUCCACCAACCGUGAGAGAACAGCCGUCUCUCUCCGCAGUCUCGGACAAGUCAGCCCUAUUUAUUUAAGAUUGCUAUCAUUUGUGCCUGUACAGUGGUGUGUGAUUAGAGAGAGGCUUUUUGUUUCUGUUCGUGAUGUUGUUCUCGUCUGUCCCUCAUCCACCAUGGCCUUGGUCGGUGAGCCGAGCCGAGGAUCACUCAGAAGGGCACUGUAACUAAACACGCCAUGAAUGGAAGGUUGAGCUUUUUUUCCCCACGUUGUUGCAUUGCAAGCCUGUUCCAAGUGUCUCACAGCACCAGUAUAAUCUUUAGGAUGAUUUGUGUAGUUGCCCGCAUUGCAUGUUGAGCUUGUCAUUCGAAGCAGGCCAGUGACACACAGGUCCUCCGGACAUAUCAUGAGAUACUGUAAGCACUGCUAGACCAGUACAAUUUGAUAUUUUUAAUAGAACACGGGAAGAAACAAAAACAGAUGUAUUUUAAUUUGAGGAGAAAUUCAAAUGCUGUUAUAAUGAUGCUUAAUGUUAAUGUGAACUUUCUUUCCUCUUUUUUAAGUAAAAUAAAAGUUGCUAAAACAC
Messenger RNA from Synchiropus splendidus (mandarinfish), 4556 nucleotides. It is a transcript of the gene abr, whose product is annotated as ABR activator of RhoGEF and GTPase. NCBI's taxonomy places the organism in Eukaryota, Metazoa, Chordata, Actinopteri, Syngnathiformes, Callionymidae. Gene Ontology annotation, cellular component: membrane. The record is from RefSeq and is a predicted model, not a curated record. Gene Ontology annotation, molecular function: protein serine/threonine kinase activity; GTPase activator activity; guanyl-nucleotide exchange factor activity. Gene Ontology annotation, biological process: intracellular signal transduction; positive regulation of GTPase activity; protein phosphorylation. The transcript has 23 exons. The coding region runs from base 221 to 3499 and encodes 1092 amino acids.